Molecule: messenger RNA, 1201 nt
Organism: Diorhabda carinulata
Lineage: Eukaryota; Metazoa; Arthropoda; Insecta; Coleoptera; Chrysomelidae
Exons: 3
Coding region: 517-1095 (192 amino acids)
Source: RefSeq, a predicted model, not a curated record
AGAGUGGACCCCACUUUUAACAAUUUAACAAUAACAAUUUAUUAACAAUAAUGUACAAAGAAAGAUUUUUGACGUGCUGCAUUUUAAAAAUAACUUUUACUGAUAGUUCCUUUAAUUUGAUUUUUGAGAUAAAAGAAAUGAAACACUAAUAAAACCGGCAGUAUCGUGUGUUGUAGGUAUGCUGUGUGGGAACAGGAAAGGGUUCAUUCAACGCUCAGUAUAAGCUUACGGGUUUUCUUUUAGUACUUACACAAAAGCCGCGAAGUGUAGUUCAGAACUCCCGGCGGUUGGGUAAGGCGCGUGUUUAAAUAUAUUCGAUUGGUUGAGUUAUAGAUCGCGCGCCAACCGGAUUGGUUUCUUUUCAUGUUUAAUGCAUAAUUUCGAGUGUGAAUUGUGUAAAGUGCCGUGUUUUCAUAAUGUAUUAAGUGAAAAUUGAUAAUUUUGAUGGCAAUAUCUUGUAAAAUAGUGACAACUGCGUAUUAUCAUUGAAUAAAUACUGAACUAUGACUUUACGGUAUGUCGAAAAUGGCAUCAAAUAACAACUCUUCGAUAUCAUUAACACAAGAUAUUGGGUCGUCGAAAAUCACUUCUCGAGCUUCAGUAAGACCUUCUAAUCUGGAUCUCAGCUUGAAAUCAAAUAAUUUGGAAAUAAUGGAUGACUCCAUUCCUACAACACCACUAUUAGAGGAACGUGAAGAAGCUAGUGAAAACUUGAUAGCAAAAAACUCUCAAUAUUUAGAUGCCAAUCAAAAUUCAACUAACACUGUUCAUUCAGAAUCCCCCAACUACUGCUCCAGAUUAAAAUCACACGUUAUACCAAUAAACUCUCCUCCAUCAGGUAAAAAUCCCAAGAAUUUAAUGGAGAGCAUAUUGGUUGCAAAAAUGGAACAAGCAUCACUGGGUCAUCCUGGUAGGCAGUUGGUGAGAACUGAUAGCGCCGACUCCGCUAGCUCUUUUGGAUCCGUUAAUUCUCAAAAAGCAGGUGAUGUGUGUAGAUGCGACGAUUGCUUAUUGGGAAUUGGUGAUUAUUGGCAACAGGAUAAUUCUGAAGAAAAAAGAAGAAAGGUAAGCACUAUUGGUUACAUUAGAAUCUGAAAGGGUAAGUAAUUCAUUACUGUUUCAACUAUUAUGACCAUAUCGUCAUGUGUUGAGGCAAGCAGUAACAUGUUUGAAUCUAUUCCGGCUAUAGAUUCGUUUCAAA